This is a messenger RNA of Drosophila eugracilis, 525 nucleotides long. RefSeq lists its product as uncharacterized. Bases 178 to 456 code for a protein of 92 amino acids. The transcript has 2 exons. The record is from RefSeq and is a predicted model, not a curated record. Lineage: Eukaryota; Metazoa; Arthropoda; Insecta; Diptera; Drosophilidae.
GCCGCUGAAUCGAUUGGGUAAAUCAAACACAAAGUUUCCACUUUCUAAAAGUAGGCCUUGAAAUAUAUCAACUGACAGCCAAGAACACCAACACCAUUCAGUUCAUGUCCUGUCGUUGUCGGAACAACAUCUAACACCUUACACUUCCAGCGGGUUCCUUAUUUAAUAUCGUGAACCAUGUGCGGUGGCUGGGCUUGUGCCUCCUACGAUCUGGCAUGCAACAAUCCACCUCUAUCCACGGUCCGUUUUACCGGACGAGACUUUAUACCCACACCCUGUGGUCCUUGUGAUAAGUGUUAUGUCCAUGAUACUAGUCGCAAGAAGAACUCCAACAACUGUUACGUGCCGCACAUCUUAUCCCCGCUGGACGCACAACUCUGUACGAUGAGUGAAAAGGAAAAGGAGGAGAAAGAAAAAUCAGGAUGUCUUAACGCUGGGAAAAGAUUUCGGAAUUGACUAAAGCUAACAUCUGUACACACACGAAAUUGAAAUAAUGGGCUAAUUAAAAUAGGAACUGCUUUAAAA